Molecule: messenger RNA, 1065 nt
Organism: Emericellopsis cladophorae
Lineage: Eukaryota; Fungi; Ascomycota; Sordariomycetes; Hypocreales; Bionectriaceae
Exons: 2
Coding region: 1-1065 (354 amino acids)
Molecular function (GO): zinc ion binding; ubiquitin protein ligase activity
Source: RefSeq, a predicted model, not a curated record
AUGUCCAAGCGAGCACAUGAGGUUGCAGAGGCCAUGCGACUGAACGCAAUUCGUGCAAACCGCACCCGUAGGCAAGCUAUCGCGCUCGACCUGAAUCAACAGUCAGCUUCUGCUCGACAGGGCUCACGAAAAGCUCCUAUCGACCUCACGGGGGAUGAUGGUAACCAGAAGAAAGCAACCAACUCGAAGCGCAAAGCGACCUCUCGGCCCUCCUCGUCGUCAUCAAAGUCGGCAGCAAAGCCAGCACCAUCUCACAAGGGAACAUCAGACCCUCCCCCCACGAAGAAGCGCAAGAAGGAUGAGGAGAAGCGUCCGGGCCGAUUCCGGCCCCAGCCUCCUCAGUCAUUCCACGACAUUUAUGAGCGUGCGAUCACCCAGCGCUUCUUUGUCUUGUCGCGGGCCCGUACCGGCAGCGAGGAGCAUCCCGCCGAAAUGGUUGAGUUGACGGGUUCGACUGGCAACAUCUACACUGUCAUCAUUGAUAAUCGACCAACAUGUACCUGUCCACACGCCACCAAGAGCAAGCAGUGUAAACACAUCUUGUUUGUCAUGAAGAAGGUGCUCAACGCACCCUUCAACCUCGUCUAUCAGCUGGGACUCUUGAAUUCGGAGCUGCACGCCAUCCUCGCCGCGGCCCCGCCGAUCGAGGCCCCCGAGGUCGAGCAGGAGAAGCAAUCAGACAAGCGCAAGCCAAUCGAGGGGGACUGCCCCAUCUGCUUCUCGGAGCUGGAGGAGAAGGGCGAGACAAUCGUGUGGUGUCGGGCAGCAUGCGGCCAGAACAUCCACAAGCAGUGCUUCGACACAUGGGCUCGCACAAGGGGGGGCAGCGGCAAGGUCACCUGUCCCAUGUGUCGGUCUUGUUGGGAAGGCCUUGACGUUCAAGGCGUCAGCAAGAUCAGGCGGGACAAGGGCGUCGAGAGCGAGGGCUAUAUCAACGUUGCCGAUCAGCUGGGGAUCAGUCGGGAACGGGACUACAGCUCGUAUUCUGAAUGGUUCGGUCGCCCUCGUUACGAUGGUGGUGGAUGGAGUCAGAGAGGUCGAGAUCGCCACGGCCGUUGGUAUUAA